AUGGUCGUGGCCCCCUGACGGGCCGCGGCCGCCUCCAUGAAGCGGAAGAGCGAGCGGCGGCCGACCUGGGCCGCCGCGCCCCCCUGUUCACGGCGCUGCUCGUCGACCUCGCCGAGCGUGAAGAAGAGCCGGAGCUCCACGUCGCAGGACCUGCACCGCCUGGACCUCCAGGAUGACCUGUACCUGGACAUCACUGAUCGCCUUUGUUUUGCCAUUCUCUACAGCAGACCAAAGAGUGCAUCAAAUGAACAUUAUUUCAGCAUAGAUAAUGAACUUGAAUAUGAGAACUUCUACGCAGAUUUCGGACCACUCAAUCUGGCAAUGGUUUACAGAUAUUGUUGCAAGAUAAAUAAGAAACUCAAGUCCAUUACAAUGAUAAGGAAGAAAAUUAUUCAUUUUACUGGCUCUGAUCAGAGAAAACAAGCUAAUGCUGCUUUCCUUGUUGGAUGUUAUAUGGUUAUAUAUUUGGGGAGAACUCCUGAAGAUGCCUAUAGAAUAUUAAUCUUUGGCGAUACAUCCUAUAUCCCUUUCAGAGAUGCUGCCUACGGAAGCUGCAAUUUCUACAUUACUCUUCUCGACUGUUUUCAUGCAGUGAAGAAGGCAAUGCAGUAUGGCUUCUUAAAUUUCAACACAUUUGACCUUGAGGAGUACGAACACUACGAAAGAGCAGAAAAUGGAGAUUUAAACUGGAUAAUACCAGACCGCUUCAUGGCCUUCUGUGGACCUCACGCAAGAUCCAGACUUGAAAGUGGUUACCAUCAACAUUCUCCUGAGACUUACAUUCCAUAUUUUAAGACUCACAAUGUCACUACCAUUAUCCGUCUGAAUAAAAGGAUGUAUGACGCCAAGCGCUUCACGGAUGCUGGGUUUGAUCACCACGAUCUUUUCUUUGCGGACGGCAGCACCCCAACCGAUGCCAUUGUCAAAGAGUUUCUGGAUAUUUGUGAGAAUGCCGAGGGUGCCAUUGCCGUGCACUGUAAAGCCGGCCUCGGUCGCACAGGCACUCUGAUAGCCUGCUACAUCAUGAAGCACUACAGGAUGACAGCCGCCGAGACCAUCGCGUGGGUCCGCAUCUGUAGACCCGGCUCUGUGAUCGGGCCCCAGCAGCAGUUCUUGGUCAUGAAACAAGCCAGCCUCUGGAUAGAAGGGGACUACUUUCGGCAAAAGUUAAGGGGGCAGAAGAAUGGAGCACAUCGGACAGCGGCUGCCUUCUCCAGACUCCUCUCGGGUGUUGAUGACAUUUCAAUAAAUGGUGUGGAGAAUCAGGACAAGCAGGAACCUGAACCGUACAGCGAUGACGAGGAAGUCAGUGGAGUGACACAAGGUGACAGACUCCGGGCCCUGAAAAGCAGAAGACAAUCAAAAACUAACACUAUCCCGCUCACAGUAAUUCUCCAGUCCAGUGUUCAGAGCUGUAGAACACCUGAACCUGACAUUUCUGGCAGUGCAGGCAUUACUAAAAGAACCACCCGAUCUGCUGCGAGGAAAGGCAGUUUUAAAAGCAAGUCUGCAUGACUGUGACGAGUUCCUGGGUGACGAGUGCUCUGACCACGGCGGAAACCCCAGAGACCAGAGGGAUGGGCUGAACCAGGCCAAGCAACCACGGACUGGAACUCUGGAACCUGGGCCAAGCUUGUCAGCUCCGGUCACAGCGACGGCAAGCUAACACGAACAGACAGACCCACAGCAUCUGGAGCUUCUACCGAAAAUCGGUGAAUGCUAUCCAGCAGAGGAAGAGUCUGCUCCUCGCCGUCAUCCACACAGGGACCAGGUGACAGAUUCUAAAUUCUACCACUGGAAUGCUUCAGUGUACCCUGAAGGUCAGUAACUUAAAGAGAAUGUAAUUAGUGACGCGAUGACCAGCUUAUCUCUCGAUCAACAUCUGUAAACAUCCCUAAAUACCCGUACAACUUCCAGCGUCUGACAAACAGCUCAGUGUCAACCAUGCAAACUGGGGCUCGGAACCCAGAGCCUCCCUGGCCACCCUCCAGGCCACGGUGGCCACUGCCACCCAGGAAAACUCCUGCAGUGUGGUGGUGGGAACAGAGCUGCUGACACCAAGGCCCCAGGCUCCCCAUGUGGGUCCCAACGGCAGUGACGCGCAAUGCUCAUGGGGAGGGUGGGGCCAGCGUGGUCUAAGACAACACAGGCGGCCACGCUUUGCAGUGGCGUGUCCAGGAGCUGCACCGCCUGGGAGAGGAAAGGUCAGUCGUCAGAGGUGAGUGCCAACACUUCCAGGUGAGCAGAGCCUGCGCCGCCACCUGACUGCCGGGUACCCCAGGCCACCAGGUUGAGUUCCCACCACCACCUGAUGACGCCUGGCCAUAAUGCCCAUCACAGCAGGAGGAAGCCCAGCGCCUGCUUACGUCAUCUCGGUACCGUGACUUGUGGAUGACCACGGCCUUGGAAGGAACCGACGAUUCUGGCUUCCGAAUGUUGAACUCGGGCUUCGGCCUGGUCUGCUCCUGCAGGUUUUUCCACUCGUCUAAGGUCAUCUCCUGAACUUGAGUUUCUUCCUCCACCUCCAACUCAGGAACUCUGUGAAGAGGGACAAUUGUGGAAAAAUCACUGCCGCUGGGACUGAAAUGUCUAUUCUAGCAAAGAAAUAGCUCGGUUUAGUGCACUUUUGUGGAUCUCAGGUGUAAUUAAGAAACACCUCUGCAUCGCAGGCUUCCCUGUUUCAGUCCCAUCUUUUCACGUGUGGCUGCAGAGCAUCUCGGGAUGUGGGGACGGUAGCGUCCCGAUGCUACAAUCAUCACACCUCACCACCCACACUUUCCCUCCCGAUGGCGGACAGACAAAAUGAGACCACAGGGAAGAAAAUGCAAGAAGCCUGGGAAGAGCAGUGGGAAGCCGCGAAUGCACACGUCUGAGAAUGUUCUCCACAAACACAGGCCUUCCAGUCUACUCCUCAUUCUGGUCGCGUCUCUAGUACGCAUAUCUAGUAGUCUGUCCUGGGAGAGGACAGAGAAGUGCAACCCUCCUUCCAGCUUUUUCUACACAAAUUGCCACUAUCAGGAAAUAGGAAAGGUGACAUCAUUAUAGAGACUCGGCAGGUGUCAAAAGGUAAAUGGCUGCAUAUGUAAACAGCGUUGUGCCAGUAAGUCAAACCAGUGAGAUGAAGUAGGCACAACAUACCAAAGCCUAUUCAGCAUCCAAGCUCAUCAGCCCCAUAUCUACUGGAGAAAUUUCAAUCUACAGCAAAAAACACAGACAAAACCUUCCCAUAAAGAAAACUUCAGCUGGGCAUGUCGGUGCACACCUGUAAUCCCAGCAGUUUAGAAGGCGGAAACAGGAGAAUCACAAGUUCAAGACCAGCCUAGGAGGCCCUAAGCAACUUAGUGAGACCUGACUCAAAAUUUUAAAACAUUAAAUAAAAAAGAACUGGAGAUAUAGCUCAGUGGUCAAAAAACAAACAAACAAAUAAAAAACUUCAGAUGGCUUCACUUGUGAAUUCCAAUAAACACUAAGAAAUGCAAAUUCCAUAGAAACCCAGAAGAACAGAAACUUCUGGGCACUCUUCAACUCACUGUAAGAAGCUAGCAUUAACUAGAUACCAAAAUCAGGAAAACACACUAUUAGAAAGAAAAACUCUAUAUAGACAGUGUGCUUCACAACGUUUCAGCCAAAUUUUAGGUAACCAAACCCAAGGAAACAUGGGAAAGAGAACGACAGGGCUCACUCAGGAAUGCAGGGCUGAUGUGACACUGUGACAUCACAGGUCGGGUGUGGCAGUGCCCGCCUAGGAGUCCAGCAACUAGGGAGCUGAGGUGGGAGAACCACUUGAGCCAGGAGUUCAAGGCCAGCCUGGGCAACACAGCGAGACCGUCUCAAAAAAAAAAAGCCCCACUAAUGGAUCAAAUCAGCAAGUUUUUUUCUUUUUUGUUUUUGUUUUUUGGGGUGCUGGGGAUUGAACUCAGGGUAUUAUGCAUGUAAGGCAAGCACUCUACCAACUGAGCUAUAGCCCCAGCCCCUCAAAUUAGCAAGUUGAAAAAGAAAACCAUUUAAUAAUCUCAACAGAUACAGAAAAAAAAACACUUUAAAAAUUCAACAUUUAUUCCUAACAAAAACUCCCAGUAAACUAAGUACUAUGAAAUCUUCUUAAUCUUUGUUUGCUUUUUGGUACCAGGGAUUGAACUCAGGGUCACUCGACCACUGAGCCACAUCCCCAGCCCUAUUUUGUAUUUUACUUAGAGACAGAGUCUCUAAAUAAAAGUUGCUUAGCACCUCACUGAUGCUGAGGCUGGCUUUGAACUCACGAUCCUCCUGUCUCAGGCUCCUGAGACAUUAGGAUUGCAGGCGUGCACCACCGUGCCCAGCUAAAAUGUAAUUUUUUAAUAGUAGCGAUAAUGAAUGCUUUUCUCCUAAGCUCACUCACAGGCAAAGAUGUCUCCUCUCAACAUUCCAGUGGGAGUCAAUAAGACAAGAGGAGGAAGCAAAAGGCAUAAAAUCAGAAAGAAUAUUAACACGGUGUGUGCAGACAAUACAAUCAUCUACACAGAAAAUCCAGUAGAAGCUGCAGAUUAGUGGAGAGAAUUAAUAAGGAGUUAAGCCUAUAGGAUACAAAGUUGGUACGCAAAAAUCAUUUUUAAAAACGUUCUAGCAAAAAAUAAAUAAAAGACAUAUACGUCAACAGAAAACAAUUCAGAGUUCAGGAAAAAGCCUCAUAUUUUGGUCAACUGAUCUUUUAUAUUUUUAAGACCAAGGUGCCAAAGACAAUUCAAAGGAGGAAAAAUCUAUCCAACAGCGGUGCCAGGACAACUGGACGCCACACGCAAGAGAGGGAGCUGGAGCCCUGCCGCACGCCGUGGAGAGAGCGUGUGAAACUCCGCAGUCCAGGCCCGGGCCUUCCUGACCUGGAGUGAGCAGUGGCUUCUUCCUGUGUCACCAAAAGCACAGGCAAAGAAACAAUUAAGACAUCAUCAUUAACAUUUUAAAAUUUUGUGCUGCAAAGGACACCAUCAAGAAAGUGAAAAGAAAAGCCAUGGAAUGGGAGAGGAAAUUUACAGAUCGUUUAUCUGAUAAGGGAUUUGAUCUAAGAUUAUCUGACAAAGGAUUAUGAAUUCUAACAUAGGACCCAACUAAAAACCAGUCGAGGAUCUGAAUAGAUAUUUUUACAAAGAAGAUACACAAAUAGCCAAUAAGAUGUGCCACAUCAUUAGCCAUCAGAGAAAUGCCAAUGAGUCAGACCAGGGCAACCCACUAGGAUGGCCAGAAUCAGAGACACCCAAGUGCUGGUGGGAACAUGCAAAGAUCAGAGCUCAGGCGCACGGCAGGGGCUGAGGAAUGAUGUGGUCACUUUGGGAAACAGAAAUUGAAACGUAGGGUGAAGCAGCUGAGCCAGAAAUUUUACUCUUGAAUGUAUACCAAGAAAAAUCAAAACAUGUCCACGUCAAGACAUCCUGAGUGUGGACAGCAGCAUUGGUCAUUAUAGCCAAAAGACAGAGAAGACCUCGACGUCUAACAAGUGAGGAACAGAUAAACAAAAUACAGUACAUUUGUAAAGGUAUUAUUUGGCAAGUAAAAAAAACCAAAAUACUAACACAUGUCACCAGGGCAAGGGAGCCUGAUGCCCUCAAGGAAUUAGGGGGAUGAAAGGAGUCAGGCUGGACAGGCAGGUGUGUCUUCUGGGCAGGAUCACAGUGACCUGAAAUGUCCACAGGGGACAAACAAGGACACCAAGCACGUCGGGCCGACUCUCAGUGGGUAUGGGGGUUUCCUCCUGGGACAGUGAAAUGUUUUGGAAGGAGAUGGGGUGACAGGUGUGUCAUACUGUGGCAGUACAUGUCAUGGGGACUAUGCACUUCAAAAGGUUAAAAUAGUAAGUUUUGUAUGUAUUUUAGCACCAAGAACAACAAAAACCAUUUUUUUAAAGAUAAUACGCAGAAGUGGAAGGAGCGAGGUGUGAUGCCCUAUGACAUGCAGAGCCUGACAGCGCCAUGCCACAUGGGGGUCACUCAGGCUACAGGCGACUCCGAUCUCAAGAGGCACAGAACCAGCGAACUCCCAAACGGUGAGACACAGGAUGCCCGGGGCCAGGGGUGACCAGAGCUGGCUGGGUGGAUGCUAGAGUUUGCCCAGGAUGAGGAGAAAGUUCUGGAGAUGGCGGGGACGGCUGCACACUCACAGCUGUGAGGAAGCACUAAAUCAGGUAUGCAAAAUGGCCAUUCAUGUUAAUUAUAUUUUAUCGCAGUUUAAAAAAUACUGGAACAUUGAAUUAUAUACAGUGACUGAGUUGUACAGUCGGAUAAUUCUCUCUCACUAAAAUUGUUUAAAAGUAAAAAAAAGAAGACAGGGAGUGGGGGAGGGUCCAUCUGCACCUUCACCAAAGGGCUGGCAUGCUCAGGGUCCUACAGCCACUACUGGGUGACGACAUGAGACAUGCAGCUGUCAUCAGGAAGGACCCUGACCACAGGCCCCAGACGCGCAUCUGCAGGGCCUUCAGUGGCGGUGGAAAACCUCUGCGGCCGCGGCUGCCUGUAAGGGUGACAGGAGGAACUGUCCGGUGCCUGGCAGGCUUCUGCAUUCACAGAUGUCCAGGCCCCACAAGCACACGCCCUUGUCCAACAGGGGACGUGCACUUGGGCUCUGCACAUUUCAUGGUGUGAAGACCUUACAUCCAAAUAGACCAAACAUACUGACUUCCACACGUCAAUGAUGUGCACCUUGAGCUACGGGGAGGUGGACGGACACCUUCGGUUCACGGUGAAGUGUACCCCACACAAUAUACUGAUGAAGACAGAUGAGAGGAACAAGAGAGCCGAGCUGCAAAGCUUGGGUAGUAGGAAUAGACGGUUCCUGUAAAAUGCCUUAAAGUGUGCUGUUCGAGAAGUUUCCUAACAAAAUGCAGGAAAGUACGGAUUAAAAUAGACCUCAAACAUAUAUUGUUAACAAUAUGAAAAGCUCUUAAGAAAAGACUCUAUGGGAAUAGCUCAGCCCACUUAGAGAGGAACUUGAUGGAAAAAUUAUGGUUAAUCACGUGCAGACACUAACCAGCCAACAAGGACACAGGGCUGUCUAUACACUGGAGCAUCUCCCAGACCCGGCAAGGAAGGAGGGGGGGACAGUGUGUGACCACUGGGAAGUGCAAAGGCAGUCAAGAGCGUGUGCGACACAUGCACGCUCACACACACUCGAAAUUGGAAUAUAAGCUAGGAAAGAAUAGGGAUAGAAAAUAGUUGAAAAUACCACGUUUUUCAGACUGAAUUUUGGAAAUAUGUAAAUCUUUUACAUGAUUACCAAAUGAAAAUCAAUCUCUAUAAUUUGAAAGCAAAAUGAAUCAAAAUUAACCUAAAUGUUUGUCAAGCUGGUGAUACAGCCAUUGACAGGCUAUUUCAAAUGGCUUUAAAUACAAAUCUGAUGGCUGUCUUGUCCUGAGUGACUUUUUAGCAGCUGUGUUACUGAAGGCAGUUUGGGCUGGAACAUUGAAUUAUAUACAGUGACUGCUGUGUUUGGAGCGGAUGCCUGAUGGGGUGACACCACAGAGCGCCAAGAUCCCCAGUAUUCAAAGAAAGGAGAAGCACGUAAGAAAGGUCAGGUAAAGACCCUCCAGACUCGAUCUAAUCAGCAAGUACUGAAGGAACUUGUUUCAUCUCACGAUGUUUAUGUAUCUGUCUAUUCCAGCUCUGUCCAUUGAGCGCCCUAAGGAUCAUCAAAAGCCUAGGAGUGGCUCCUAAUUAAGGCUGCCUUCCUAAAAGUGACACACUGAUGGCAAAUGACCACUGAAAGGAUGCUCAACAUGGUCAGUCAUCAGGGACAGGCAAAUUAAAACCACAAUGGUCAAAAGUUGUAAAAGCUGACCCUGCCACGUAUUGGCAAUGACACAAAAGAACUAAACUCUCAUUUACUGUCGGUGGGAAAAUAAUAAAGAUGCAACCAUGCUGGGAAGAGUUUGGCAGUUUCCUACAAAAGUCAACAUCCACCUGCCACCUAGAGUCCCCCGCUGCAUCCCCAGGUAUUCAUCCAGAAGAAACUAAGGCGGGGCUGGGGCUGGGGCUGGGCUCAGGGUGGAGCCCCUGCCUGGCACUGAGAGGCCCUGGGUUCCAUCCUCAGCACCACAUAAAAAUAAAUAAAGACAACAAAGGUAUCGUGUCCAUCUACAGCUAAACAAUGAAAACAAAAAAGGAAUGAAGGCAGACGUCACAAGGGACUUGUCUACACCAAUGUCUGCAGUAGCUUUUAUAACAAAGACUGGAAGCAACACAAACCACCACCACCUGAUCACACAGGGACAGGUGUGUCUGAGUGACAGCACAGGCUCGGCCACGGGGACACUGAGGCACAGGCUGGCCACAGGGAGAGACACUGAGAGUGCAGCAGCGCAGACAAGUCUCAGAGUCCAGGCUGUCCAGACGCACUGAAGCAGAAUCAUGACAACUGCAAACUAAUACAUAGCGACAGAGAGUGGAGGGCGGGAGAGAACUGACGGGAACACAGGACACUCCGGGAGGAUGUGUACUUUGGUGUUGAUUCAACCAAGUAGUUUUAAAAAAGUUUUGAGAUAAUCAGGGAGACUGAUGCGCUGCCCUGCUAUUAACGGUGUUAAGGAAGCAUCGGAACUUCUGGAUGGUGUGAGGGCCCCCCGACAUCACGUCCCGAGCAGUCAUGAAUGACGAGUGGCAUCUUGGGGGUCUGAGUGGAGGGGGAGGAGGUAGGCACGCCCUGGAAUGGCUGUGAUCUGACAAGGCUUUAAGCAGAACAAAUUACAGGGACCUUCCUUACUUGCUUUAUAUAAAUUUUCCCAUCAUUUUUUAUGCAGAGCUAAAAGUAAAGAAAUAUUAAGGGUCAUAAAUCUUCAUUAGGCAGCUUGUGACAGAACUAAGAAAUCAGAACUGGAUGUUAUAAAUUUGGGGAUUCUUUCAUAACUAAGAAAACCUAAUAAAAGUUAAUAAAUUCCAGAAGGUUCAGUAAGAAGAGAUUUUGUAUUGAGACAACACAGGAAACACUUAGUAUUAACAGAUUUUUGUUUGAGAUUUAGUUCAUAUCUAAAGAACUGGAUUCAAGCAGUACAAGGCACAUAAAUGCAACCUUGAAGUGACCCAGGCACCUCAAGCAAAGCAGGUGGGACUCAGAGCCUGUGCCAGGUGAUGCCCUCUACAGAGAACCAGCCAGGCCCGCACUGGAGGACACAGCGGUAGGUGCCCUUGGCACCUUCUCCUGGUGACUUGCAGGUCCACAAGCCAUGCCAUGUACGGCAAGGUCACCAAGGACAGGCUCCUCAGCCUUGUGCCCUAAAAUACGUGUGACGACAUUCUGUGACACGCGUUCCCUUCAGUAAAUGAACAAGGCCAGCCCUCUGUGAUGGGACGAGGCCAGACUCUCGAGGAAAUCAGCCUGUGGCCCCAAGGGAGGGGGAAGAAGCCCCUACUUGGCUGGAGACUCCUCUUCUGGGAGGCCCUGGGACUCCUGCAUCGCCGCUGUCUCCUCCAUCGGGGCAGCCAGCUCCGCGUCACUGAAAAACAGCAAGAGCCCCUCUGUUCACAGGGUACAGGCACACAUCACUCUCUGCAUCUGAGACAGAGACGCACGUGCUCAUGUCCUUUUGCUCGAGGGCGCACUCUUCAAGAAGCUACACACACAGGUUUCCACGUCCAAACCAAAGAAGGAACGGUCUGAAUUGCUUAUUCACGUAAAUGACUUGCAAAAUGGUUAAAGUUCUUUGGCAAAAAUGAUUCUGUGAAUGAUCUAAAAUUUAAAAAAAAAACAUAAAUUAUUAGGAAAAAAUAUUCAGAACUCUUUUUUUUCUUGAACCGGGGAUUGAACCUAGGUUUGCUUAACCACUGAGCCACCUCCCCAGACCUUUUUAUUCUUUAUUUAGAGGCAGGGCCUCCCUAAGUUGCUGAGGCUGGCUUGGAACUCGCAAUCCUCGGCUGCUGCACGACUAUACCCACACAAAACUCUUAUUUUCCAUUUAUUAAAUGGAGCCAUAAGAAUUCUGAAACUGUAAGUAUUAAAUGAUUUAUUAAACAUAAGAUUAUUCCAUACCAAACUAUUUGAAAAUGCUAACAAGGUGAGACAGAUCCCACAAACUGAGCAGGUGUGACUACAGACAGACCGUGACAACUGCUCCGGAAACACAGCACUGUGCAACCUGGCUUUCUACACCGUCCCCUCCAGACGCACCCGUGAGGGAAAAUAGCUUGGGUUUCAAUUCACAUCUUGGUUUUUAUUUUUAUCUGAACAUUAAUCCUAUCUGAGCAUUAUUUUUAAAAGUCCCAGCAAAAGAAAUUUCGCUUUCAGUAAACUGCUAUAACUACAUGUCCAUUAGAAGUAUUUUACAGUCUACAGACAGAACCCAGGUUUCUUUUUUUGUUUUUUUUUUAAUCCUACCUCAGGUAAAAAAGUUUCAUGGAGGCUUUAAAAGUUUAAGUUAAGGGGCUGGGGCUGCAGGUCAGUGGUGGAGCGCUUGUCUGGCAUGUGUGAGGCAGUGGGUUCCAUCCUCAGCACCACAUAUGAAUAAAUGAAUAAAUAGAAGUAUUGUCCAUUUACAACUAAAUAUAUACCAAUCAAAUAAGUAUAAAAAUAAAUAAGUUACAUAAGUUGAAUUGUAAUAAUAGAUCAUUUCAAUUUAAAUAAUUUUUAAAUUCUAAGCUCCAAGCAAUUAUGAUCAAGUUUUAAAACCUGUUUUUUAAAAUUUGAUUAUCUUUUACUUUUAAAAAACAAAAAAGGAUCCUAAAUGAAAUGCUGGGGAGGGGCACAGCAGUGGUCUGCUCGUAGAAGCUGCUUCAGGAACCCAUAGCUGCAUAUCACAACCCGGGGGUCCCCUGACUUAAGCAUCCAGUAGCCCUAAGGCCCACCAGCAGCUGCAGGGAUCAAGGACAACUUUCUCUUUAUUCCCUUGGCCACAGAACAAACCAAGGGGAUAAAAAAAAACAGGUUUACUGGCAGUUUAUAAAAUUAAAGAUCAUAAAAAGGUUACAAAGAUAAAGGGAAGAAAAAGUAGAAAUAAUACCAAAACCAGACUCUGUAAAAAUCAGUAUUUCUUCAACUUAAGCAAUUAUAAUUUUGUGGAAAAGAAAAAUCACAGGUCUCCCCCUUGUGUUGACCUAAAUUAUUUUAUGAAUAAACAAACCUAAUGUGCCUAUAGCUCUUAUGGAACCAUCUGACCAAAACUACAAAACAAGUUUCAAAAUCAGCUACAAUUUAUUUUGACAAAUAAUAUUUUUUUCUUAAAAAGUAAAUUGCCAAGCUGGGUGUGGUGGCACAUGCCUGUAAUCCCAGUGACUCAGGAAACGGAGGCAGGAGGGUCACAAGUUCAAAGCCAGCCUCAGCAAUUUACCAAGACCCUGUCUCAAAGUAAAACAUAAAAAGGACUAGGGAUGUGGACUAGUGGUUAAGUGCCCCAGGAUUCGAUCCCUGGUACCAAAAUAAAACCAAAAAAUCACCGAUGUUGAAUUCAGUACAAGAAAGAUACAGCCCAGGGCCCACACCUGCACUGGAACUUCGUUACACUAGGCAGGAAUGCCUGUUUGUGCAUAGUGUUUCACAGAAGGACGGAACCGACCUAGCUCAAAUUCAGUCCGACUCCACACUUAGACAAAUGUUACUUGACAGCCAUGUAAUGCAGUCUUUGUAAAGCAGCCAGGUUCGUUAGUGCACUCCUGUAAUCCCAGCAGCUCAAGAGGCUGAGGCAGGAGGAUGGCGAGUUCAAAGCCAGCCUCAGCCAAAAGCGAGGCCCUAAGCAACUCAGUGAGACCCUGUCUCUAAAUAAAAUACAAAACAGGGCUGGGGAUGUGGCUCAGUGCCCCUGAGUUCAAUCCCUGGUAUCCCCCCCUCAAAAAAAAAAGUUGGAAGGCAGCAUUAUAGACAAUUAACAAUUGUUAUACUUUUUAAUUGCUACAUAUGGAAAAAAAAACAUUUUCAGCAAAUCCAUUUUCACCCUAUUAAACUAUCAAAGAGAACCAGUAACAUUGGAAAUGGCUCAGUUACUGCAGUUUGAAAGCAUCUUAUCUUUAAUUUUACUCACUGCUGCUGACAAGGCUACCACUGGCCAGCGUAAGUAACUACUUGGGGACCCAGAUGAAUUAAGGUGGUAGGUAAAUUAGAUGACUUGGAAGGUGCUUGGGUUCCAUAGAACCUCAGUGACAAAUCUUUUAAUUUUGGUUUAUUUAGCUUUAAAACACAUUUUUAAAAACACAGGACAGUGAUUCAAGAAAAAUGAGUUCAGGUAAAAGGAAGAAAAGCAGAACAGGUGCCCCCGAGCCUGCAGGCAUCUGGAAAGCUAGCCAACAACACUAUCCUGCGACACAGCACCUCCCUCCUUUUCCUCCUCUGCUGGCACCAGGAUGGCAAAACCAAGCACCCACCCUACCCAGUAAAACUGGCACAGAUCCAAGGCAAUAUGAGCCUCAGGAGAAACCUGUGAUUGAGCUUCAACCUGCAAAUGAUUUUACAAAUGAAAAUACGAUAUCAAGGAUCUACAGGGACUCUGGAAGGUCACAGAAAAACACAGAAUAUGCAGGAAUUUCAAAAGCUGGUGAGACAUGCACAUGUACCGGCUACAUGUGCACCAGCAAACACAGGGUCAUCUGUCAUGAAGUUGUCUGGCUAAACUGUGAUAAAAUAACAGAUCUUUAAGAGCAAUUUCACACCUAAAUACGAAACAGCAAACAUGUUUUUUUUAAUAUUUAUUUUUUAGUUUUCAGUGGACACAACAUCUUUAUUUUAUUUGUAUGUGCUGCUGAGGAUCGAACCCAGCGCCCCGCGCAUGCCAGGCGAUCGCACUACCACUUGAGCCACAUCCCCAGCCCUGGCAAACAUGUUUUAAAAGUUAUCUCCUGUGGGCUUAAUGGUGCUCACUUAUAAUCCCAGCAGCUCAGGGGGCUGAGGCAGGAGGAUCACUAGUUCAAAGCCAGCCUCAGCAACUUAAUAAGGCCCUAAGAACUCAGCGAGACCCUGUCUCUAAAUAAAAUAUUUAAAAAAGGGCUGGGGAUGUGGCUCAGUGGUUAAGUGCCCCUGGAUUCAAUCCCCAGUUCCAAAAAAAAAAGUUACCUUGGUUUAAUUUCAGGAUUUGGUGCACACACACACACACACACACACAAGCUGUCUCACUAAAACAAAGCCUAGAAUCAAUCUCUACUUAAAGACAUGUAGUAUGAAGCACAAGAGGACUUCAUUCUCAAAGAAAAUUUUAAAAAGCAAAUAAAGAUCCAUAAAUCCCCAUCUAAAUGGAGGCUCCCUGAGGGCACACGGCUGCAACUUACCUGGUGUCUCUACCGGAUCCCCAGGUGCGAACUCCACACCCACCUGUGCUGUCUUCAGUUCUGAGAGCCCUGGAGGAAGAAAGAAUAUCCCCUAAGCUGGAAGCUGGUCUCCAGUCAAGGCCUAAGUCAUAGAAAGCUGAUUGUAAAAGAUGUUCCAGAGUCAGUUUCCCACAAGAGAGAGCUCACAGAACAUGAACAGAAGCCAAUUGAGUGCUACCACACAGCGCACACACUCAUGCUCUAUGCUGCCAGCGACGUGCAGGGGAAAGGGCAUUUAGGGAGACUCACGUUUUGUCACUCCCAGCAUAUCUUUCAAAAUCCCGUUUCCCUCUCUGGUCAAGGGUGUCGACAGCUCGGUUCCCAGAACCACCUCUGCCCCUGCUCCGCAUGCCCCCUCUUGGGCCGCCACGUCCUCUCGGAGGUCUGUCUCGGUCAAACCUGUCAACUGGUCUGGAAGACAUGGGUUCAAUAAAACCUGGAGAACUGGACUGAAGGUCUAAAACCUGUUUGAGAAAACAAUCCCAGAAGGACAUCCUGGCUCUAGUACGCUGGAAAGGACGGUGGCUGGCAUAAAAUGUCACCCUGUCUUCACUGUGUGCCCACCACACCUGGGGUCCUUCUGAAGACCUCACAUGUGGAAUUUCACAAGCAAAUCUAAGAUAUACACCUGAAGAGGGUGACUGGCUCAAGGUCAAGGUCAUGCAGAGCUGCUGAGUUGGGGGGGUCAGUCCAGACCCCAGACAGGUCUUGAACUCACCUGCGCAGGGCGUCCUGAUCCCUAAGGAGACUCUAAGGCUCCGUCCCGUCCCAGUGCCGAUCUCUGCUUACUGAUUUCAUCCAGUAAGACAAAUGGCCGACUUUACAUCAUGCCCUCCCAGAUCUCCCUCGCCCACAGCCAGUGGGUGACACUUGGCAUUGAGAACACUGACCUGCCAUAACCCUUCAUGCUUCUUGAACUUCCAAGGUCAGCGGAGACCUGUGUGUUAAACCCGAUCGUCUCGGUCUGGUUUAACCUCCCUGUGUCAUUUCCCUCUGACCUUUCUGGAUUCCCUCUCCCAACCUGUCCUUGAAAACAUUGUUUCUUUAACAUUAGUCACCCAAAUGUGGCACCAAGUCCUGCGUUUCUUGGUCCCCCUCCACUUCUCAGUACAGCCACUUCUAGGUCACACCCCACUGUGAGCAUAGAAGCUCCAGAGAGCCACCUCCUCACCCCGGCACUCUUUGGCUUAGCCACCGCGUGCCACUCCCUUCCCGCUCACAGCCUCCGUGACUUCACCGAUGCCACCGGCCUGUCUCACGUGGGCCUCCCCGAUUCCAGGCCACAAGGCCAGCUGCCUCCUGGAUAUCUCCAGCUGGACAUCUCCCGCCCGGCAGAGACAUGACCUGUGCUGACCCUGGCUCCUGCCACGGUCCCUAACGCACAGGUAAGAGAACCCAUGCCACUCCUCCACUCCCUCCUGCCACCCGCCAACACCCGCCCUCCUCCGCCAGACCUGAGGCUCCCGCAGGAAACGACCACAUCUUUUUUGUUGUUAUAAAGAUUAAUAUAAGUUUUUUUUAAA
Marmota monax (woodchuck) is the source of this 14764-nucleotide messenger RNA. RefSeq names its product cell division cycle 14B (gene Cdc14b). Gene Ontology annotation, cellular component: spindle pole; nucleolus; centrosome. The record is from RefSeq and is a predicted model, not a curated record. The transcript has 15 exons. Bases 37 to 1515 code for a protein of 492 amino acids. Lineage: Eukaryota; Metazoa; Chordata; Mammalia; Rodentia; Sciuridae. Gene Ontology annotation, biological process: regulation of exit from mitosis; positive regulation of cytokinesis; protein dephosphorylation. Gene Ontology annotation, molecular function: protein serine/threonine phosphatase activity; protein tyrosine/serine/threonine phosphatase activity.